AUGCAACAUCAUAAAAUCAUCGAGCGACCUCGCGAUUUGCUUCAGUUUCGUCGCGACGCAAUGAUGAUCUUCAUUAUUAUUCUGUCGCUCGUAGUAAGAGCAAUCUCCUCUUUAUUAUUUGUACAGGGAUCGUCAUCAACGCUCGACGACGACACAGCAUCGAUUGAUCUUUUCUCGAAUAAAUCUAACGAUGGUGUUAACGAACUGGUUGAGAAAUUGCACGGGACAAAGCGGAUUCGUCUGACAAUCGAUCUCGUUGAGAAGAUCAUCAAUAUUCAGCAGGCGAUGCUGGAAAUUAACGACGGAAUCGAUCACCAUCAGAAUUAUCUCGGACAUUUCAACUUCCUUGGAACGUUCCUUGGAGCAAAGAUCAGAAUCAUGCAAAAUCAGCCUCAUGUAUCUGAGACAAAGAUGGACAAGAUAUCGGCAAUGGAUGAGAUUCUGAAAGCGGUACAUCAAGUCUUACCAAUGAAAAAGUCCGCAAAGAUACCGUCAAAAAAACCGAAAGUGACAUUUGGGAUGUCUUGAUGCCCGGCGACCCGCAAAAGAUUUUGAAAGUUCUAACAGAUCCUUUCUACAGCACAGCUUUUGUAAUGUAAUUUUAGUCGAGUACAUGAUGUUAUACACUGCAGCAUGUAAUUCGUAGAUUCAACGUCAUAAAUCGAAAGGGUUUCCUUUUCUAUCCGUACAUUCACACUAGGCGAAAACUGCAUGACUAUUGUGUAACAUAUUACGUCACGGACAGUAAUUUAAGCAGUCGAUGAAUGUUUGCGUAAAAUUGCAUGACGAUAGUUUCUGCACAUUUACGCAAAUACGGAUAAGGCAAUUAGUAUUGAGCCGUCGUGGAAAGCUUGCCCUGCGUUUGUGGAAUGAAGCGGAAACGCUAUAUGGUAUCGGAAUGAUUACAUAUCGUUAGAUCAGAUGAAAAAGGAAAAUUACAAGUUAAAUUUUUAAUGCGAAAAUGAUCUGAGAUGCAAUUCUAUCCAAUUGACGACUCAUAAUGUAUGAUAAUUGCCACGGUUACAGGAACAUCGCGUACAUAUCGAUAAGUGUAGCGAUUACUCACAUGGAACCUCUAGACACCGUCAUGUUCAGGCCAUCGAGCACUACUUUCUCGGAUCCGUAACGCUUUGUAGCGUUCCUCACGACGACAGCCUCCUGUUGCACCAUUUCGCGAAAUGGUGAGGAUUGCUCGCUCAAUGAUGAAACUGCGACAGAAAUUUUUUUCCGUUUAAAUUCGAGACAAUGUUCUUAAAACGAUCGUUUUGUGCGAUUUACGAAGAAACAAUGCCUUUAUUCUGA
Odontomachus brunneus is the source of this 1302-nucleotide messenger RNA. RefSeq lists its product as uncharacterized. Bases 1 to 528 code for a protein of 175 amino acids. The record is from RefSeq and is a predicted model, not a curated record. NCBI's taxonomy places the organism in Eukaryota, Metazoa, Arthropoda, Insecta, Hymenoptera, Formicidae. The transcript is spliced from 2 exons.